Jaculus jaculus (lesser Egyptian jerboa) is the source of this 3538-nucleotide messenger RNA. RefSeq names its product potassium two pore domain channel subfamily K member 5 (gene Kcnk5). The coding region runs from base 169 to 1680 and encodes 503 amino acids. Gene Ontology annotation, biological process: stabilization of membrane potential; potassium ion transmembrane transport. The record is from RefSeq and is a predicted model, not a curated record. Gene Ontology annotation, molecular function: potassium ion leak channel activity. Gene Ontology annotation, cellular component: membrane. The transcript is spliced from 5 exons. Lineage: Eukaryota; Metazoa; Chordata; Mammalia; Rodentia; Dipodidae.
GUUGGUGUGUGUGUGUGUGGGAGUGUGUGUGUGUGUGUGGGGGGGGUGUUGGUAGUGGACUGCGGUGGGUACUGCGCAUGCGGAGCUCCAAAUUCAAACAGCUGGACCGGGAGCUGCUGCUGGGACUCGGGGGGACGUUUGCUCCUUGGAAGGCACCACCGCGGAGCCAUGGUGGACCGGGGUCCUCUGCUCACCUCGGCUAUCAUCUUCUACCUGGCCAUCGGGGCGGCGAUCUUCGAAGUGCUGGAGGAACCGCACUGGAAAGAGGCCAAGAAAAACUACACCACGCAAAAGCUGCAUCUGCUCAAGGAGUUCCCGUGCCUGGGCCAGGAGGGACUGGACAAGAUCCUGCAGGUGGUGUCUGAUGCCGCUGACCAGGGCGUGGCCAUCACAGGCAACCAGACCUUCAACAACUGGAACUGGCCGAACGCGAUGAUCUUCGCAGCCACGGUCAUCACCACCAUCGGUUAUGGUAACGUGGCUCCCAAGACCCCAGCUGGGCGCCUCUUCUGUGUCUUCUAUGGCCUUUUCGGGGUGCCAUUGUGUCUGACGUGGAUCAGUGCCCUGGGCAAGUUUUUCGGGGGACGUGCCAAGAGGCUGGGCCAGUUCCUCACCAGGAGAGGCGUGAGCUUGCGGAAGGCGCAGAUCACAUGUACGGCCAUCUUCAUCGUGUGGGGCGUCCUGGUCCACCUGGUGAUCCCGCCGUUCGUGUUCAUGGUGACGGAAGAGUGGGACUACAUCGAAGGCCUUUAUUACUCCUUCAUCACCAUCUCCACCAUCGGCUUCGGGGACUUCGUGGCUGGUGUGAACCCCAGCGCCAAUUACCACGCCCUGUACCGCUACUUUGUGGAGCUCUGGAUCUACCUGGGGCUGGCCUGGCUGUCCCUCUUCGUGAACUGGAAGGUGAGCAUGUUUGUGGAGGUGCACAAAGCCAUCAAGAAGAGGCGGCGGCGGCGGAAGGAGUCCUUCGAGGGCUCCCCACACUCUCGGAAGGCCCUGCAGGUGGCCGGCAGCGCCGCCUCCAAGGACGUCAACAUCUUCGGCUUCCUGUCUAAGAAGGAGGAGACCUAUAAUGACCUCAUCAAGCAGAUCGGAAAGAAGGCGAUGAAGACGAGCGGGGGUGGGGACAGGGUCCCGGGACCCGGACCCGGGCUGGGGACACCUCAAGGGGGUGGACUGACCGCCAUCCCCACAUCCCUCGCCCCGUUGGUGGUCUACUCAAAGAACCGAGUGCCCAGCUUGGAAGAGGUCUCCCAGACUCUCAGGAGCAAAGGCCAUGUGUCGAGACCCCCCGGCGAGGAGGCUGGGGUGCAGGCGCCCCUCGCCGACAGCUCCCCGACCUCGGAGGUGUUCAUUAACCAGCUGGAUCGCAUCAGCGAGGAGGGUGAGCCGUGGGAAGCCCUGGACUACCACCCCCUCAUCUUCCAGGACGCCAACAUCACCUUCGAGAACGAGGAGACCGGCCUCUCGGACGAGGACACGUCCAAGUCCUCGCUGGAGGACAACCUGGCCGGCGAGGAGCAGCCCCAGGCGGGGCCCGCGGCCGAGGCGCCCCUGCACAUGGGCGAGUUCCCGUCGUCGGACGAGUCCACCUUCACCAGCACCGAGUCGGAGCUGUCCGUGCCUUACGAGCAACUGCUCAACGAUUUCAGCAAGGCAGACAGCCCCCGGGGCACGUGAGCCGGGCUGGCUCCCCACCCCACCACCGCCGAUGACUUUCCCCCAGCCGCCCCCCAACCCAGGGCGUCCCGUGACGGCCAGACCCUGGGGAGAGCCAUCGCCGGAACCGGGAGUGGGGGGCCAGGGGCCAGCCUCUCUUUUUCUGUCCCCUCCAGUCGGUUGGCACAGGCUCGGGACAGGCCUCCACUCCGCAGCGUAGUGAUACCCUUGGCCACGAGCCCCCCCCCCACCUGCCUGGCAGGUGUAUUUGAUGUUCAGAGUCGUGUGGGCUCUAUCUAUCACUGACCCUGGGGGCCCAGGCCUAUCUCAUAGGUCUGCCCCCUGUCUUUUUUGUUUGUUUGUUUUUUGAUUGAAUGUCACACGGUUAGCUGAGGCUGGGAGCCUCGCUAUUUGACAACGCCAGUAUUUGAGCGCAACUCCUGGGUGCCUGGCUGGCAUUGAGCUUUGUGCCUGGCUGGCACUGAGCUAGACACUUUCGGGAGCAGGAAGGAGGAUCGUCGUAAGAUCCAGGGUCGUCCUGUCGGAGUUCUGAAGUGUCCCCGGCAGGCACAGCUACGGUGGGGGGGCCAGGCUCUCUCCCUGCCCCAGCACCCCAUCUGCCCAUCCACACAGCAUGGCUGUGCCUGUCAGGUCUUGACUGCCAACCUCAGUAAGGGCGGGAGGCCUAAGAGGGAAGGGGAAUGAAGAAAUGGAACAGGGGAACUGAAGAUGGUGACCGGCCCUGUCCUUACCCCAGAGCCGCGUCUCAUCGCAGACUCGGUGGGAGCAACGGCAGGCACGGGGCUCCCUGUGUCCCGGGAGUGUGAGGAGAAGAGAGGGGUGGCCGGGCAUGGGCUACGGCUACCCCUCGGGUCCCUUCCUGGUACAAGUGCAUGCCCCAGCCCUGGCCUGGGUGCCCACAGUGCCACCCUGCCAUGUCGUCUCACUGCCCCGGGACUCCCUCGUAACCCCUCCCAGCUGUGCCCCCUGCUCCUCCGCUAGGGGGGCUGGCCCCCGAGUGAGGCCCAAACUGUGAAUUGAACUCUCUCCAGCUACUGUACGGUGGGUGUGGGUGCGUGUGCCGGCGAGUGCGUGAAUGUGUGCGAGAAAGAAAAGCCUUUGGGCUGGGGGAGAAUAAGGAAUGUGAAGUUGUGCCCAGGCUGUGGAUAUAUUUGUUUUCCGAGGGUUGGGGGACAACCAGCCGCUGUCAGAGCCCUUGGGCUUCCAGGGUCGCUCACCCUCCGACCAGCCCACUCUGCCUCGAGAUGUCUGUGUCAUUUUGUUCAACGAACUGCUGUUUCUGUACGUGGGGUCUGUCGUUGGCCUGAGAGCCGGUGGUUCACAGAGCAGGAUCCCAGGGAGCGGGCUGUCUGCCAUGCGCUCUCAUGCCUCCCCGGGGCAUCCGGCGCCACCGGGCCUUUGGGGAUGGCAUGACGUCAUGAGCCAAGGCCCCAUGCAGACUUGGCGAGGGGCCAGUGGUGACAGGUGGCUGAAGGUGGGGAGGGGCGCCCCCACAGGUGGCCGGAUGCUGGGUUGGGGGGCUGGAGGCACAAGGUCCCCACCUACCUGAUAACCUGUUGCCUCGGCCCCUUCCCCACCCGUGUACGCUUGGCUGUGGAGCACACAGAGCCAGAACCCCACUCGUGUGGCACCAGCGAGGGUGUGCGCCUACAUGCCCUCCCCCCCCCCCCCGCCAGAUUGCUGAAGUUACGGAAAAACCAGAGCUGGCCUGGGUGGGGGAGGGGGAGAGGAGCAGCCCGGGUCCUGGGAAAAGUGUCUCCCGCCGCUGUGAUUCCACUGUGUGCACGUAUACUGGUAAGGAUGGCAAAUGUAAUUUAUUUUAACAUUUUUUUUUUAUCAAUAAAACAUGAACUGGCAA